Aspergillus puulaauensis is the source of this 1020-nucleotide messenger RNA. RefSeq lists its product as uncharacterized. Bases 1 to 1020 code for a protein of 339 amino acids. The record is from RefSeq and is a predicted model, not a curated record. The transcript has a single exon. NCBI's taxonomy places the organism in Eukaryota, Fungi, Ascomycota, Eurotiomycetes, Eurotiales, Aspergillaceae.
AUGCCGAGAAGGUACGGAGAAAACGGAUACGGCCUCGACAUGUUGGCGUUCUUCCAGCCGGGCUCAUCUAAUGGAACUGACGCCAAAACACGCACAACAUCCAGAAGGCACCAUCGAACCGGAUACGUCGUCCCUAUGCCAAUUGCUUCGCAGACCCCCUCAUCUAAGGAGGUCGACACCAAAGCACGUCCCAAAUCCAGAAAGUGUCGUUUCUAUCGUCGCGACAAAGCCGCGAAGCAAAAGGAUGACAACGACGACGACAACUACACAACCUCCGAAGAGGAAAUUAUCUCAGACCUCGACGAAGAGGCUCUUUCACUACUCCCACUUCAUCUUCAAAACAAUAUGCGUGAAAUCCACGCAGAACGAGUCCAACGGUGGCAGGAGAACAAAUCCCGGGGAAAGCAGUCCCAGCGCGAGCGUCAACUCCGCUAUCUACACCGAAAACGCGAGAAGCCAGAGCAAAAGCAGGAAGCAGAUCCUGAAUUGAGUAUUGAACCAAGGGACAAUGAGUGCAGCAAAUACGUGGAAAUGUGGUUCAAGAACAUGAUGGCGAAGGUUGCGGCCACAAGGGAGCAGGAUGCGAGGGUCUUACAGGGGGCGAACGCGGAUAGCCUGGGGCCUCCGCAAGACAUGACUUGGUGUCCGGUACGGCAUACGUGGGUUCCUGCUUACUUUGGACAGGAAAAUGGAGAGGAAAAUACACCUACAGAUGGAGAUGGGGUGGAGGACAGGUCUCCCGGUAAUCGCACUAGAUUGUGUGGCAUUGGUAGCCACGAAGCAUCUCCUAUGUCUGAAGCGGAGACAGUCGUUGAAAAUGACUACUUUCGACCCCGUCCUAACGACGAGUAUAUGUGGUGGAGGUGCUCUGGGCCGUACUAUGAGCUGGAGGCUAGCACUCUUCAAAAAGGUGGCCAGAGUGAGAAGCAUUUUGCUAAAAAGACCCCAUCGUUGCUUUCAAAGGUGUGUAAUGGAGUUCGAAAAAGGACCCGAAACCUUAAACAAAUCUUCAAGAAGUGA